Dermatophagoides pteronyssinus (European house dust mite) is the source of this 1766-nucleotide messenger RNA. RefSeq names its product RNA-binding protein Musashi homolog Rbp6-like. Gene Ontology annotation, molecular function: mRNA binding. Gene Ontology annotation, biological process: regulation of translation. Lineage: Eukaryota; Metazoa; Arthropoda; Arachnida; Sarcoptiformes; Pyroglyphidae. The record is from RefSeq and is a predicted model, not a curated record. Gene Ontology annotation, cellular component: cytoplasm.
UCGCCAAAAUUAUUGAUUAAGUUUUCAAAAAAAGAAAAAGUUUUUUCCGUCUAUCUGAUUAUUAUUUUCAAAUAAAUAUUUAUUCUCUAGCUAAAAAAAAUAAACAAUGAAAAUGGAAACUGAUUCACAGCAACAAAUACAACAGGCUCAACAACAGCAACAGCCUCAAACUAAUGGUAUAUCACCAUCAUCGACAUCAUCUCAAUCAUCAUCAUCACCAUCAUCCGCAUCAUCAUCAAAUGGACAACUACAACAACAACAACAACAAUCUCAAUCGCCACAAGGCCAACAACCAAUGAUAAACAAUAAUUCAACACAACAACAACAAUCGACCAAUAACAAUAAUAAUAAUAUGACGACGACGAAUAAUAAUUGUAACAACACCUCGAAUAAUACAUCCACUAAUUCGAGUGAUGUUGUCGUCAAUCAUGAUGGAUCUUAUGAUCAAGAUUUGAAAAUGUUUAUCGGUGGACUUAGUUGGCAAACAGCGCCUGAAGGUCUUCGGGAAUAUUUUAGCAAAUUUGGUGAUAUAACCGAAGUGAUGGUAAUGAAAGAUCCGACAACGCGGAGAUCUCGUGGUUUUGGUUUCGUAACAUUUGCCGAUUCGUCUAGUGUCGACAAAGUACUGAUGAAUGGACCACAUGAAUUGGAUGGCAAAAAGAUCGACCCCAAAAUUGCCUUCCCUAAACGAGCACAUCCAAAAAUGGUAACACGAACGAAAAAAGUAUUUGUUGGUGGUCUAUCAGCGCCAACCACCAUUGACGACGUCAAAAACUAUUUUCAACAAUUUGGCCGGAUUGAAGAUGCCAUGUUAAUGUUCGACAAACAGACCAAUCGUCAUAGAGGAUUCGGUUUUGUCACAUUCGAAAGUGAAGAUGUUGUCGACAAAGUUUGUGAAGUACAUUUUCAUGAAAUCAAUAAUAAAAUGGUUGAAUGUAAAAAAGCACAACCAAAAGAAGUUAUGAUGCCCAAUAAUGUUCCACGUGGUGGCCGAACUACAGAUUUGGUUUGGCCGCUUGGAGCCCUAGCCGAUGAUCCUACAAGAGCAGCUGCAGCUGCUUGCCUUGCUGCUGGUCCCACUGCUAAAGCCAUCUAUCAUCUUUGCAGCGGUGGACCAGAUUUGACACGUGCCAGUGGCGCAGCCGGAAAUGCUGGCAGCGCUGGUACCGGUCUUUCACUUGCAGAUCACGCUUGCUCGCCAAGUUUUCCCGCAGCCUAUGCAGCUGGUUAUGCUGGUCGUGGCGGUUAUCCAAGUUAUCCGGGUUUUGGCUAUCCAUUUACAGGUAGCGUCGACGGUGUGCUUCCGGUAUCCAGCUAUUGUUUACCAUUUUUGCCUAGUCAAAUGUUCGCAUCAGCUGCAGCGGCGGCAGCUGCUGCAGCUUCGAAUGGUACAGCUGCGGCCGCAGCAGCAGCCGCAGCUGCCGUUUCGAACGGUUUGACGACGAUAACCACCAACAAUAAUCAUCAUAGCCAUCCACAAACACAGCCACCAUCACACCAUCAUCAUCAUCAGUUAUCACAGCCAACACAAUCACAACCCGGCGGCCACAACUUUGCAACCGGUCAUCAAGUGAACGAUAUUAUAAUGAGUGGCCAUCAUCAUCUAAUGGCUGGACCACAUAAACUACGUGUUUGAAUAUUUUUGACAUGAUAAAUUGUUAUUCAAAUUUUUUUUUAAUGAUGACAAUGAUAAUUAUUACAUAGAAAAUGUCAAAAACACACACACAAAGAGAGACAAAAAAAUAAUCGAUCGUUGCAUUGAUUAA